Condylostylus longicornis is the source of this 2272-nucleotide messenger RNA. RefSeq names its product serine/threonine-protein phosphatase PP2A 65 kDa regulatory subunit (gene Pp2A-29B). The record is from RefSeq and is a predicted model, not a curated record. The transcript is spliced from 10 exons. Gene Ontology annotation, biological process: protein dephosphorylation. Gene Ontology annotation, molecular function: protein binding; protein phosphatase regulator activity. The coding region runs from base 228 to 2117 and encodes 629 amino acids. Lineage: Eukaryota; Metazoa; Arthropoda; Insecta; Diptera; Dolichopodidae. Gene Ontology annotation, cellular component: cytoplasm; protein phosphatase type 2A complex.
CUAAUUAUUACCUUUUUCAAAAGUGUGAUUGGAAAAUUUCAUAAUAAUUUUUUUUUAUAAUAUUAAUAAAAUUAAUUGUAAUUUAUUAAUACAGCUCAAAUUAUAUGUUUUUAUUAAUAAAUGAUAAAUUUUAAAAAGAAUAGCUUAAUAGCAUAAAUUUAUAGAGAAAGAAUCAGAUUUUUAUUUUUUUUUUGUGAAAAACUAGAAGAAAAAUCCGGCGCCCCAAAAUGGCAGCUAGUGACAAAGCUCUUGAUGAUUCUCUUUAUCCGAUUGCAGUUUUAAUUGACGAAUUAAAAAAUGAAGAUGUACAGUUGCGUCUGAAUUCAAUUAAAAAAUUGUCAACAAUUGCAUUAGCCCUUGGUGAAGAACGCACACGUUCCGAAUUGAUUCCUUUUUUGACAGAAACUAUAUAUGAUGAAGAUGAAGUCUUAUUGGCGUUGGCAGAACAGCUUGGGAAUUUUACAAGUUUGGUUGGUGGUCCAGAAUAUGCUAUGUACCUGAUUCCACCGCUUGAAAGUUUGGCUACUGUUGAAGAAACUGUUGUCCGUGACAAAGCAGUAGAAUCACUACGUACAGUUGCAGCUGAACAUAGUGCACAAGAUUUAGAAAUGCAUGUUGUUCCAACUUUGCAACGUCUUGUAUCUGGUGAUUGGUUUACUUCACGUACAUCUGCAUGUGGUCUCUUCUCAGUUUGUUAUCCAAGAGUUUCACCAGCAGUUAAAAGUGAAUUACGAUUAAAUUUUAAAAAGUUGUGCCAGGAUGAAACACCAAUGGUAAGACGUGCCGCAGCAAGUAAAUUGGGAGAAUUGGCCAAAGUAGUUGAGCCUCAAUAUUUGACAUCAGAUUUGAUUCCAAAUUUUAUUUUGCUAGCUGGGGAUGAUCAGGAUUCAGUUCGGCUAUUAGCUGUUGAGGCGUGUGUUAGUAUUGCACAACUUUUACCUCAAGAAGACGUUGAACAGUUUGUAAUGCCGACCCUUCGCCAAUGUGCUGGAGACUCUUCAUGGCGCGUUCGGUACAUGGUUGCUGAUGAGAUAGUCGAGUUACAGAAGGCCGUAGGACCAGAAAUUACAAAAACUGAUUUAGUUCCAGCAUUCCAGAACUUACUUAAAGAUGCAGAAGCGGAAGUAAGAGCUGCAGUAGCAACAAAAGUUAAAGACUUCUGUGCAAAUCUUGACAAAGCAAAUCAGGUGCAAAUUAUAAUGUCAUCUAUAUUACCUUCUGUAAAAGAACUUGUUUCGGAUCUAAAUCAACAUGUUAAAUCUGCAUUGGCUUCUGUUAUUAUGGGUUUAAGUCCUAUGUUGGGAGCUUAUAACACUGUUGAACAUCUCUUACCAUUAUUUUUAAUACAAUUAAAAGAUGAGUGUCCAGAAGUGCGUUUAAAUAUUAUUUCAAAUUUGGAUUGCGUUAAUGAUGUUAUUGGCAUACAACAACUCUCACAGUCUUUGCUGCCAGCUAUAGUUGAAUUAGCUGAAGAUUCUAAAUGGAGAGUUCGUCUUGCUAUAAUUGAAUAUAUGCCUGCGUUGGCUGGUCAACUUGGACAAGAAUUCUUUGAUCAAAAAUUAAGAGGUUUAUGUAUGGGAUGGUUAAAUGAUCAUGUUUAUGCCAUUAGGGAAGCUGCCACUCUAAAUAUGAAAAAAUUGGUUGAACAAUUUGGAGCUCCAUGGGCAGAACAAGCAAUUAUCCCAAUGAUUUUGGUGAUGUCGAGAAAUAAAAAUUAUCUUCACAGAAUGACAUGCUUAUUCUGCAUCAAUGUUUUAGCGGAAGUUUGUGGAACUGAUAUUACAACCAGAUUGUUGUUACCAACAGUUUUAAUAUUAGCAACAGAUGCAGUAGCUAAUGUUAGAUUUAAUGUUGCGAAAACUUUACAAAAAAUCUCACCAUUUUUGGAAACAAGUGUUAUAGAUUCACAAGUAAAACCAACAUUAGAUAAACUUAAUGCUGAUGCUGAUGUCGACGUUAAACACUUUGCAUCAGAAGCAAUUGCCGGUAUUGCAGCAGAUUUAGAGCUAGAUAUUUUUCGAGAUUAUGAUUACGAAGCUCAUCGAUUUGCAUCACGUCCAUCAAAAGAUUUAAACAAAGAUGAUGUUGGAAUAGAUUUAUUUGUAUAUUCCACGUAAGGAUAACUUUAGUAUGUAAACAAUACAAUUAUGAUACACAAAAUGCAGUAUAAUUUUUUUUAACACAAGCAAAAAACAAAAAAAAAAGAAUAAAAAUCAGAAGAGUAUUUGUUUAAGCAAAAGAGAAGUUAAGUUAAAAAAAAAACAAACAAAAA